This is a messenger RNA of Lymnaea stagnalis (great pond snail), 34613 nucleotides long. The record is from the annotation of a GenBank genome assembly. Lineage: Eukaryota; Metazoa; Mollusca; Gastropoda; Lymnaeidae.
AAUUCUGGAUGGAAAUGUAAUGUCGGCCAUCAUUGUUGUUGAGAUUCCAUUGUCUUAUUGUUGCUAUAUAGAACUUUUAAAAGAGUAUCAGAAUAUCGAAAGAUGUCAAUGUUAUGAGGAUCAUUAAGGUUUAAAAACUUUAGAUUGUAUAUUGCUCUUUAAAAAAUAAGAAUUACUGCUAUUUGUGUAGACCCAUGUACUGUUGUCGAUGUAAAAAUAAAGGCCUGAGUGAGAGUGAGAGGGAUACUGAUAUGUACUCCGGUAGACCCUUGCCUUAAGUUUGAUUCAGUUUGAAAGUUAGUAUUAUUACAGUAGUAACAGUGAAAUGAGUAAUAAACUCAUUUAUAAGUAAGAAUUACAUUUCUAGAAUUACCUCUUUUUCGGCUUUGCAUUUAUAAUAGGCCACUUAAUAAUUCUUCAUAAAGUUACUUUAGACUUUCAUGUUAGACAGUAAAGUAACCUAUAAGCUUAUAAGUAUAACUUAACUUAUAAUAAGUUAUAAUAAUAAUAAAAGCUAUAGAUAUAGACACUGUACUGUCUAAGACACACUCAACAAUUAUUAAAUGAAUCAAUGACUUGAGAAACAUAAGCUUACAUCUACUCGUUGUUUGGCCCCACGCUUACAUUCUAGAACUAACUUAGGCCUAGGCCUAGGGCUAAAAUGCGCCAGCGAUGUCUCCCACUCCCACAGUAAAGUAUUAUUAUUAUGUUUAUAUUAUAUUAAUUAUUAUAGGUCAUGGAUCUUCCCCAGGUCAACUACCGGCCAUAGUGCCCAUAGUUCAAUUUUUCAAAGAUUUUGAAUUUUAGUUGGGCAUUUAUAUGAAAAUGAAUUUGAUAAAAGUUUUUAAAAAUGUUUAAAAUUUUGUCUGUAUCCCAGAUAUUAUUAUUUUUGUAAUGAAACUGGGGGAGAGGUAUUCAGAAAUAAAUUGGGACAUUAUAGUUAUAGUAUUUAUAGAAAUGAAUAGCAUAUGGGUACUUGUUUUUUUUUUAACAAAUGAAAAGACAGUACUUUUAACAAUGCGCACAUCUUUUUUCCAGUGCUCAUCUCAGGGUAUCAGCAAGGAUGAGUUUCUCUUUUUAUUUCUUUUGAUACCUUGUAAGUUGAGUUUUAAUAAAAAUGAAUGGAAAUUUUAAUUUUAAUUUAUUUCACAUUAACUGCAUCGAUCGUCAAAUUAUGUUUAUGACGUGAAUUAUGCCCAGUGAAGAACAGGAAAGUUAUACACAUCGUUCAGGUCAAACUGUUUGUUCAGUCACCCUAAGUCCAGUGUUGGGAUUCCCCAAAGUGUCAUCACUGCACUUAGGGUGAGACAACUCUUGGGAAAAACCCAUGCCGCUAAAUGCAGAUUUGCCAGGCCUACUAAUAAUUAGCCUACAUGACUCAUUAUUAAUUAAAUUAACUCACUCUAACACAGAAAAAUUCUUCAUACCAUUUAAUCUUCAGAAAAAAAUAUUAAUUAAUAUUUUUACAAAGCUGAGCUCCUGUUAGAAAUGCGGACUUUUGAUUUGGGACUUAAGCAGUGUCAAUGUGUGGUUUGCUUUUUAAGAAAUAAAAUAUCAAGAUUAGGGAGAUAGUGCAAAAUGUUCUUUGAUAUUGUUUGGGCCUACAAUGUAGUUUACUAGGGAGUUUAUAUAAUAUAGGAUAUAAGGUAGGCUUGGGCCUAAUUAUAGUUAAGCCCAGUGUUUCCCAACCAGUACUCUUUGGAGACCUAAGGGCUUCGCAUGCACCUUUCAUGGGCUCGCUGGCCACACUAGGAAACUCCUAAACACUAAUAACUUCUAACACAUAAUAGUAGGUCUAAAGGGCUUCCCCAUAGAAAUUGAUUCUAAAAGGGGGCUCCAUUGGUCAAAAGGGUUAGGAACCACUGGCCUAGCCUACAGGUCAUAGGUCUAAAUUGAUUUAAAUUUUAUUUUAAUCCUGGAGUAGAAACUAGAAAAUGAAUUGACAGCUACUCACCACACUUAUAAUAUAUUGUGCCGCCACCAUAUAUCCCAAUAAUGAUAUCACUUUUAAAAAGAAAUUGUGUAAAUUAUGUAAUUUUCACUAUAAAAAUGAUCCAAAAAAUUAAUUAAUUUCAUCAUAGUUUUGUUUGAAAAACAACAAUUGAUAAUAGUUUUUAAAAUCAGUAAAUGGACACAUUUAAUAUACAGUCGAACCCACUUACCUUGACCUCGGUUAAUUCGCCAACCCUAUUAAGUUGACAUGUUUGAAGUGUAACACCAAAUUCUCUCUUCGUCUUAGCAUUUUCUCAUCGGUUAUGUUGGUAAACCCUAAUAUCUCAAGCACAAAAGUUGGCCAAAUUUGCCACUUAACGUCAGUUAUCUCAAUCUCCUUGACCAAUCGCCGGCUUUUGAACUUCAAAAGAAGAAAUACCAAACAACAAAUAAACAAGUUUUGCAAAAUUUAAAAUAGUUAUUUAUUUGUCAAAAUACAGGAGUGAAAGAAUCACCAAGUUUAUGUUGUAAUGAAAGCCAGCCUCAUGUGCAAAAAACAGACUAUAAGUUCAUUGUCUCUCCCUUACGUAGACAAAGGAAACUAGAUCUCAAUACGAUCUCGAUACCUACUGGCAUUGACCAGUCACAGGUUUAUGGUCUGUUUCCCGCAACCAAAAAAUCUAUCGCCAUGCGCCACUUAGUGAAUUACUUAAUAUUAUAGACCUAUUUUUUUAAUAUAACUUACAUUUUUUAUAACAUUCAAUAAUAGAAAGUAGGUAUACUAAGCAAGCUGUCCUAACUCUAAGACUAAAAAGACUAAUCAUAUACAGGAUACAGUCUAAUCAGUCAGUCUUAAGUUAAAUAUAAUAUGAAGUAACCUAGACCUAGUCUAGGCCUAAAAUAUUAGGCUUAGGCCCUAUAAGCCUAUUAAUUAUUAUUGACUUAAAUUAUUAUAUUAGACAUGGCCUUAAAUUUAGGCUUAAUUUAGUGUAUUAGACUCAUUCUCAUUUAUUAAAGCACAUCAUGUACGUAAAGAAAUUUCAAGCACGUGUUAAUAUAUUGCCGCCCUAUUGGUUUUCAUUUAUCUCGCUCAUCGGUUGUCCCUAGGCGACGACAUAACCGGGUUCUACUGUACUUGAUUUAUUUAAUAAAGCCCUAACUUCCAACUGACCUUAAUCUAAUCGUGUGUCUCUUGCUAACUUAAUUAGAUGAUUAAAUGACAGAAAGUACAAUCGUGUGAUGUAGGCUACUGACUGAGAUUUACUCUAUAUUAUCAAAUUUUGGCCACUCUAUGGUCCAUAUUAGUUUUCUCUCAGUUUGUAGUAUGGACAAGCUCACUGCCUUGUGAGUGCCUUGAGAGAAAUCAAAGUCUGCCCUAACAAAAAAAUUUGGACUCAAAACCCAAAAAUGGCAAUAAUUUUAUACCCCCUUACAUUUUUAAAACAAAUGAGGCAUGUUGUUUUUUUUUCUUUUUCAUGUGCUGAUUCAUUUACUGUGUAGCUUAAACUUGCUUUCCUUAUAAAUAUUAAGGGAAAUUUUAAUUUUAAGAAGUUUUCUUAUUUUAGGUUUUAUUUUUAUAUCUCAAUUUGAUACUUUUACUCUUACAGGUUCAUUAAUGAUAGACACAUCUAGAGCAAUGAACGGAGACUCUGCAAAUAAAUUUAUUUCGGCGCUAGUGAAAUCACUGCAGACAUUAUGCCAUGGUUAUGUUGAAUUUAACGAUGGGAUAGAAAUUAUUGGCCACCUCUACCUGAAUAUUGACAGUGGUUCAAGUUUUGAUUAUGUAGUCAAGGAGAAAGUGUGCAAAAAUGCUGAAAACUCAACAGUAUUUGUAAGUAAGAGUUUUCAAGCUCAGGCGCCAGCUGAAGAGUGCAUUAUUAGAAAGGAGAAAGAUGAUGAACAUUCUGUUUUUGAAGAUUCUUCAAACAUGUCACCAACUACAGGAACCUCCUCAAGAUUGCAGUCGGCCAUCACCAGCAUUAGUAAUGUUUUAUCAGGGACCCAGCAUGAUAGCCAUAAAUCAAGACUUAUUGACCAUUCAACACAUCACCCACCAUCCCAGAAUACAAGCAAGAGAAAGAGAGAACAUAACGGCAGCUACAGUAGUAUGCAGCCUCCGUACAAAUACACAACUCUUCAGGCCACAUCAUCUUCUUAUUUUAAUAGUGCAUUGUCAUCAGCUAAGCAAGCAGGGGAUCGCAACCAUUCUGAACAUUUUAGCAAUCCUCCACAUUCUGAGUUUUUUGGUGGUGAAAGCAACCAAAGCUCAGGUAUGGGCCAUGAUGAUGAGGAUGAUCUAGACUUAGACGUAACAUUUGUGAAAGAAGAAUUUGAGAGUCAGAGAAAUUCUGGUCAGAGGGGAGUUACAGCAUCCAGACUCAGUCAAGGUAGUUUUCUUUCCCUCAUAGAGAACCUGCUCUGCUAGCAGAACAUAGCUUUAAGUUGUAAUAAUAUAAUUCUGCCAUGAUGCUCAUUAAUAUUAUGAAUUACUAAAUUAAAACAAUUAUUCCAAUAUUAUCAUGAGUUACUUCAAAGUCAGAGUUGUCCCACUAAUUGUAUAGCACUAACAAUGAUGUGAAUGCACAAAGUAAGACCUCACUUGACUGGUCAUUGUGGAGACUUAAAUUUUUCAUAUUUUGUGUUUACCAUUUUUAACUUUUGCAUAUUUUGUUCAUGUGACUUACUUAUGUGUCAACAGAUCCGUCCUCUAGUCAGUCAAAUAUGCUGCAUGAUAGUGGAGGCCUUGGUUACUCUACUAAUCAUCAUCAGGCACCCCAGCAAUUUGCUAGUGGGACAGCUGGUGAUAUGGGAAGUUUAAGCCAAAGCUUUCAGGAUCCAUCCCAACUUGACAUGUCACAGCAUUCUUCACAAGGACCUCCAAACCCUAGAAGUAAGUCACCAUAUUUUAAAUAUAUUUUAAUCUUACUGCAACUUUGGACUGGGAUUCCACUGAUAAGAAUUAUAUGAUCAAAUUUGAGUAGAUCUGGAUGUAUGCAACAUCAUUCUCUGGCGUCUUACUUCUGCUGCUAAAUGGAAAUAGGUUAAUUGUUUUAUCUUGCAACCAGUAUAGUUUCCUCAAAUCAUUUUCCAAAAUGUAUUUGCCUGGAAGAAUUACAUAUCUCUUUUUCUAAAAAUUAAACUACAUUAAUAAUUGUAAAAUUUAACAAACAACUUAAUUUUAAUUACUUUUAAACAAGUCUGCAAAAUAAAAUGUCUUAAAUUUAUUUUUUUUUAAAGUGUUAGCAGAUAAUUUGAAAACACUUGACAUUAGAAAUAGUUAAAGUAGUAUUUAACGAAAAGGUGUCCAACACUUUCAAUGUACUGUGAUUGUGUAAGCUGUUAGUUUUGUCUUGUGUUUUUUUUUUUUUUUUAUAGUUUUUUUUUAAAAUAACCAAUUUUUAAAACAUUGUCAUGCCAUUUGUCAUGUAAAAUUUUAGAAACAUAUUUGAUGGGAAAUGCUAGUUAUUGUCAUGAAAUUUUAAUUAGGCAUAAAUGUAUAAAUGAAUUCUUUGUCAACCUUAAGUUAUUAAAUUGAGUUAUUUGUUAUAUUUAAAUAAGAAACAAAAGUAUUUAUUGUUUUUAUUUUUGUGUCAGAAUUUUAAAUUGCAUUUUGUAAAUUUCACAGUACUUUGAAUUAAUGAACUAUAGGUGCACAUUUUUAAAAUUCUUUUUAAAACAAAUAUUACUACAUUUAAAGGGGAACAAAUGUGGUUGUUUUUCAUCUUUAUCCUUGUGUAGCGUUGUUGCUGGGGCAAAUAUUAUGGUGGCCAAAUUGUCUUUGUAGUUCACAUUGAACUGUUACAAUUAAACUGCUAUGGCAUGAGAUAUUCUCAUUCUUCAGGUGAUGGGAGCCCCACUCCAAGGCACGGGGACUGCAGAUUGCCCACAGCAAUGGAUUUCACAGUAUCCCAGCCUUUCAACUCAGUUGAUAUGACAAGCAUCUCAGACACACUCCAGUUGGGUAUGAAAUUGUUUGGGCCCAAAUUUGUGGCAGAUGUUACUGCUGGAGAUCUUAGCCUUCCAGUUCCAUUAAAUAUGACAGAUGAAGGUGUCAGUGCAUUAACAGAACCUGUUAAUGACAGUGUUUUUCCUGAAAUGUUUGAUGUUACCACAGUCAGAAGCACCUCCGUAAAACCUGGUCACAAAGUGUUAUGGCAAGAUCGCAAAGAUAAGAUAAAAAGAAGUCUAAUGAUGAGGAAAGCCAAUCUUGGCAAAAUUCGCAGUAGAUCAUCUAUUAAAAAACCUUUGGAAAUUGAAAGUCAGUUACCUCCUCCCUUACCUGAAAAAUCUCAAAAUGUGUUUCCCACAGACCCUUGUGCUGUUCCAUUAAAAAGAAAACGUGGAAGACCACCAAAAAUUCUCAAAAUGAUGUCAAAAAGUGAAUUUUUGCUUGAAAAUGUGUUGAAUGAUGAAAAAAAAUGUAUUUCUAGUUCAUCUGUAAACUUCACUGGGAAAGAAGAUAAUUCCUUUCACAAGAAAGAUUUAGCAACAUCUCUGUCAGCUGAACAUCUCUGUCUUAAGCCAUUGUUAUUAGGAGAAUGUUCUUCACGUAGAAUUAGAGGAUCAUACAGACAGUACACGCCAGCUGAUAAGCUGGAAAUUGUUGAAUUUGGCAUAAAAUAUGGAUCUACAGCAGCUUCAAGAAAAUAUAAUAUUCCUGAAUCCACAGUGCGAUCGUGGACAAAGAAAAUGGAUAUAUUCCUCAUGCAAAUGAAGCAGAGUGAGCAAAAUCCUAUGGAAAGCCAUUUACACAAAAAUACAAUUGGCCACUCAGAAGAUAUCAUAUCCAACCCUGAGCAAAUUAAUUUGAUCAGAACUUCUGAAAGUAUUGAAUGCCAACAGAGACCUUGUAUAGCUCAUGACUUGUCAAGUACACAUCAAAUUGAAGUGGGAUGUGAUUCACCCGACCAAUCUUCUCUAGCUUUGAGCAGUAACAAAGUCACUGUACCUAUGGUGGAAUCAUGUGCAGGGAAAGAAUGAAAUUUUAAUUAAAAAUUUCAAAUUUACCAUACAGUUACUGCAUUCUGUGAACAUGCUGUAUUUGCCGGCAUAUAGGACACACCCUUUUUUUAUACUCAUUUUUAAGGGGUAAAAAAAAUUAAUUCUUUAUUACCGGCUCAUAAGAUGCAUCCCAUACUUUAGGAAUAUUUUGAGAGGAAAAAAGUACACCCAAUAUGCCGGUAAAUACAUUAAUUUUGGCAUACAAUUAUGAAAGUAAAAUAGUUAGAGCCCAUACACUUCAUUGGGUUUCUGUUCGGAAUAUAAAUUUGAAUGUUUUAAAUGGACUAUAACACUCAGAUUGGAAUACAGAAUGAACUAAUCUAAAGGUAUUCUUCCUUCAAGGAAAUACCUAAAUUUACCUGUAUUUUGUGAUAAUAUUUUUAAAAGUGUGAUUGUUAAGAUUUUGAUACAAAUUGCUAUUUGUAAUUUAGGCCUAUACAAACAUUCCUAGGAAUUUAGUUUUAAUCUUUGACUGAUUAUAUCAGUUUAUCCCACACUAUGUAUAUUGAUAUUUUUUGCCCAGUUAAAGUGAGCCUGCUUUUUCUUCAUGUUUAUUUUUACCUUUAGUCUGGAGGUGUGUUAAAUAUGGAAAUUUUUGUCAUGAUCAUGUUAGUAAGUCAUUUUAAAGUUAUAUUUUGCUCUCAUCUCUUACUAGAGGUGUACUUCUAAACCAAAAGGCAAAAGUCUUGUCUAAAUCAAAUAUAAUAUUCUGAUUUAAGUCUUCCAGAUUGGUAUUUUGCGGUGGAUUUUAUACUUUACAUGUAUUUGUUUUUAUUCCAAUAGAAAGUUUAUGUAAUUUUGAAAAAAUAAGUUCUGUGGAUAUUAGUUCAAUUUAAAAAAAAAAAGGACUGUUGCAUAUUUUUUUUAUAUCUGCUGUGAUAAUGUUGCAUUUUUUUUUUCUCUUCAAAAUUGUAUAUAUACUGCUGUAGGCUUUAUUUCUAUGUCUUGAAAUAAUCAAUUACAUAGUGACUGUGAAAUGUAGUUAGAUAACAUGGUUUAGCUGGAUUUUAAAAAAGCUCCUAUUUUUAAAAAAAUUGUUGUUCUGAAAAAAAAUUGAUUAUUUUACUUUUCAAACAAAUUUAUGCUCCUUCUGCAACUUAGUUCUUACAAUCAUUUGUCUUUUCUUUUCUCCCUUAUAAUGUUUACAAAAAUAAUUUUUGUAAAAAAGAUUUGUGAUAUAAAUAAACAAUAAAUAAUAUUUGAUAAAUGUAAUGACCGGAAGCCUUCUGAAAUAAGGUAGUUCAAAAUGCAUAGAACUGUUGAUUGCAUUUGUAAUGUUAUAUAUCUGUGAGAACCACUUUUUUGUAACACGAAUCAUGUUGACAUAUUUUUUUAAUGCAAUAGCACAUAUAUCCGUAUAUUUGCUGAUUGAAACUAAUAAUAAUAAUAAAGUUCAUUUAAAAAAACACGCUUCAUCCCCAAAGGCUCGAAGCGCGGUACAAAGUCAACAAAAAACAUAUCUAUAAUUCACCACAUUUAAAACAAACACAACACUACAAAAACUAAUUACAAGCAUACAAUAUCAAAGUCUUUCUAGCCAUUUCAACCCGGAGCAACACAGCAACACAUGGAAAAUAAGGUAGACAAUCAUUCCAGAAGGUAUUUGCGAAAUAGAUGUGUCUUUAGAUCUGUUUUAAAGGACUCCAGUGUCUGGUUGUUUCUAAGAUCGACAGGAAGGGCGUUCCAAAUUGUUGGACCAGCAAAUGCGAAAGUGCGCUUUCCGUAAGUCUCAAGGCAAACACGUGGUGUCGAGAGUUUGCCACUAUCGGAUGAGCGGAGCUCUCUACUGGGUACAUAAGGCGUCAGCAGCUCUUUCAGAUAGGACGGCGCCAGGUCAUGUAAGCAGCGGUAGCACAAAGUUGCGAUUUUGUACUCUAUGCGAGCACGCACCGGCAGCCAAUGCAACUCUCUCAGAAGUGUUUUUGCAUGGUCGAAUUUGCGUUUCCGGAGAACUAUGCGAGCCGCAUUAUUCUGUGCUAUUUGAAUUUUAUCCAGGAGCGUAGCUGGAAGACCCACCAUGAGAGCAUUGCAAUAGUCCAUGCGUGAUAGCACAAAUGCAGACAUCAGCCUCUUUGUUGUAUCAAUUGUUAGGAAGGGCCUGAUUUGACUAAUCCUGCGCAGCUCCAGAAAAAUCGCCCUGCAUAGCAUGUUAAUAUGACUUUCAAAAGUUAGUCUUCUAUCUAGGUAGACACCCAGGUACCGCAAUGUUUGAGCUAACUCAAUACGCACACCUGAGAGAGUAAUGGAUGUCGUGUUAUUUGCAGAUUUCUGCUUCUGAGCGGUCGCAAUGGGGAGCAGCUCAGUCUUAUCAUCAUUUAAUUUGAGCUUGUUAAUGGUCAUCCAGUGCUUAACCGACUCCAUUGUCUUCUGUGUAAUACUGAGCAGCUGAGGGAACUGAGAAGUGAUCACGGAUUGAUGAAGUUGUGUAUCGUCCGCGAACAUGUGAUACAACAUGUCAAACUGCCUGAUCUCUGCACCCAGGGGCUGAAUGUACAUCGUGAAAAGCAUCGGGCCUAGGACCGAGCCCUGGGGUACUCCGAAUUCGAGAUUAGAUUUCUUCGAGGUCAAGCCGUUUGAAAUAACCGACUGGACCCGAUUAGUCAGAUACGAUCGGAACCAACACAGGACGGUAUCAGUGAGACCGAACGUUUGUUGCAGACGCUGGAGCAGUAUGCCGUGGUCGAGCGUAUCGAAAGCUGCCGAUAAAUCGAGUAAAGACAAAAUCGAUACCCGGCCCUCAUCACAAGACGACAGAAGGUCGUUUACGACGCGCAACAGAGCUGUCUCAGUAGAGUGAUGCACCCUGUAUGCUGAUUGGAAUGGUUCAAACAAGUCAAACUGAGUGAGGUGAUCCAGGAGUUGUCGGAGAACGACUUUUUCUAAGAUUUUAGAAAUAAAUGGUAGAUUUGAGAUGGGGCGGUAAUUUUCCAUCACAUAACUACACUUAAGUAAAACUAAAAUUAAAAACCAGUCGCUAGUGAAUUGGUCCGGUAUUUCUAAGCAUUCCAGAAAUUAAGCUGAGCAGAUCAAUGUGAUUCUUUUGCGUUAUCAUUUCAUGUAGUUAAAAUUAAAAUUGAUCAACAUCUAUAUUUAUAAAGAGUAGGAGUAAUACCUUUGAAUGUAAACAUUUAUGUAUUAAGAAAUAAUUAUUAUAAUAAUUUAAAUCAUUUUUUUUUUACUGCUAGUAAAUAAAUACAGAUUAUUGAUGUUUCUUUUAAAGUUUGUUAUCAAAUAUGUAUUUUGUGCCGGCCACUUUCUAUUGAUUUCCAUUUUUUGACAUUUUUGUGGGGUUGCUUUUAGUAAAAAAGAUAGUUGAGAUUAAUGAUGAGAAUGGUUUAUCAUCAAAGUUUAAAAUAAAAGAAGCAGUCAGUUUCUCAAACAGUAUUAUUUCUAUAUACAACUGUUUAAAUAUUAUGUAAUAUUUUGUACAAAUAAUUGAAUGUUAUUUAUGCUUAAAGACUAUUCCUUCAUUUUAGAAAUGACAAUUUAGCCUUUUUUUUUUGUUAAUUAGCUUAAUAUUUGUCAAACAAAAGAAAAAAUAUUAAAAAAAAACAAAAAACUCACAUUUUUGCAUAUCCUUGGAAAUAUUCGGUUUUGUUUCAGUUUUAGAAAAUUUCAUAAUUUUAAAAAUGACUUGUUUUAUCUCCCUCUCUUAUGUUUUGGUUAAAAAAAAAUUGUUUGUUAGGGAUAUAUUUGACAUUCAAUUUUUGUUUUUUGUCCAAAAUAUCCCAUUAAUCAAAAUAUAAUUUGUGAUAGGAGCAAGUUUUUUAAAUAUUUUUAAAAAAAUCUGCCUCAUCUUUUUCUUUGUAAUGUUUAAAAAGAAAAAAAAAAGGUACUUUAAAGAAUAUUUUUCAUAUUCAUUAUAACUGCACCUGUAAACUAAAGGACUAAUUUACCAGAUUUCAUUGUGCCAUAUUUCUGGCCAGGUUUCCUUUCAAUUACAUUAAAUUUCCUUCUUGCUUUUUUAUGUUCUAGUCCUGAACAUCCAUUGUAUCAAACAUAUUUAUUACUUAUAAAAGUACAGCAACCUCCCGCUCUAAGCGCGUUGUUUAAGUGUAGUGUCUUAAACAUUUUCUACAUUUAAAUUAUUUCCUGCUUAAAUGUUUUGUUGGUGUCAAUGUAAAUUAUUUUAUUCUCUUGCUUUGGACUGUUAUAUUUUUGACAGAUGUUUUUUUUUUUUAAAUCUCUUUGGAGAUAACUUACAUCAAUUCAUUUUGAAUUAUUACUCUGUGGACUAUUUCCUUUUAAAAAAAGAAAAAUAAUUGUGUUUUGACAAUAUUUGAAUGAUGGCUGAGAGACUGAAACUUUUAGUAGUGACAGUUGACCAAUUGUUUGUUUACAGAUAAAAUGGAACCCACAGACACUGACAUGAAUCCUCCAACAUUUCAAGUUCCUGGUGUUCCUGUGAGAUAUUUCAGAUGCCCUGUAUGCGGCAUUGUCAUCCGUCACAAGAACAACAUUAAGAGACACAUGCGCAGACACAAUGGUGACGUUUUUCAAUGUUCCUUCUGUGAUUCUACUCAAACUUGCCGCUGGCAGCUGCAGAAGCAUUUAGAAUCAAAGCAUUUCAUUUUCUCUGUGGAAUCCCACCAAAGUGACUUGACUCAGGAAGAUGAAAAAAUCACCUGAAUGAUUUUUAAGCCUAAUUUCAGGAAGAAGUAACCACGUGGAAAAUAUUCACAUUUUAGACAGGUUUGAGUUCAUACAAAGUGCAAAACAGAAAGCAAAUGAGAAGAAAUAAGAAAGCUUGUUAUAUUUGCUCAAUUUAAAUCCCCAAAUAGGCAUGUAAAAAAAGAUCAUUUUCAGUUUUGAAAUUUGUCCAAAAAAGAGAAUAGGGAAAAAAAAGACAGGUCUCUUAGUGCAUGUCUUAUUGAUCCCUAUAUUAAAUGUCUUUUAAGUUGGGCAUAAACACAAGCUUUCUUAUUUGUUACAGAUCCCACUGCUAUGAACAAUCCGGAUGUAAAACAGCCCUGGUCACAGCACUAUGUUACUGCCCCUGCAGGUGUUCAACUCCAAGGAGGACGUCCAGUUCGAAGUUAUAACUGCCCCAUAUGUGGCCUGCUAAUCACACAUCGAAAGAAUGUCAGACGUCAUAUGAGAAAACACACAGGAGAAAUGUUUUACUGUGAAUUGUGUGAAUGGCGAGGGACAUGCAGAUGGAAAAUGCAGAAGCAUCGUGAAAAAAAGCAUGCCAAUCCUCCCAUCAAUCCUUGAUUUCUUCGUGGAGAACCUCAGCCUCCUCUUUUAAAGCUGAAAUGUGUUAAAGGUUGUGUUACGUUUUUCCUUCAUUUUUUUUAAAAAUUUUUAAUUUUUAUUUUAUUUUUUACAGAGGCAUAAUUUCACAAUAAACCGUGUUAUCUACUCCCAUCUCUAGAGCAAAUGUGCAGUGUGUCAGGUUAAUGAAAACUAUGUUAAUAAGAUUUUUUGUACAAAGUCACUGAUGGAGUAAAAUGCAGUAUUAUAAUUAGAUUAUGAAUUUUUCUGUUGAAUUUCAAAUGUUAAUAUCACAUUUUAGACAGGUUUGAAUCUGGAAUUUACUGUGUAUUUUUAUUUUUUUAACAGAUUCUUAUGUAUUUUACCAUCCUUAUAAAACUAGCUAAGGGCCAGUUUAUGAUUAUGUUGUUUAUGGUUUCUUUUACUUGCUUGUUUUUCUUAUUUAAAAGUGCAUUAAGCCCAAAUUUUUUCCAAGUAUCUUUGUAAUUUAAAAGUAAAAAAACAUUUUUUUUUUUUUGUUGUUGUUGCUGUAUAACUCCACUUCAAUUUUAGCUUUCAUCUUUUAAUGACAGACAAAUGCUGUCCAAGUUUAUCUCAGAUAUUGUCAGACACAGCUGUUAUUCAUAUUUAAAGUUAUUAUUAUAAUCAAAAAGUAUGUGGUCAUUUUCCAGGCACUUUAAAGAAUGAAAUAAUCAUAUGUUUUUUUUUCCUUCAAAAUAAUGAACUUCUUAUCUGGAGCCAGCUAUCUUCAAAGUUAGCACAUAUAUUAAAAACUUCAUAUAUUGUUAGUAUUUUGUUAUUGUUAUUAAAAAAAAAAGUAGAGGUUUUCUGAUACAGCAAUGGUUGUUUGCAAGUGUACUUUUAGCCUACCCUUUAUAAAAGAAAUGUGGCCAUUUUAAAUGGGUAGUAUUCUAAUAGUGCAAUUUAAAAAUUAUAAUCCCUUGCAUAUUCUGAAUAGUAGACCCCAAGCAUAAACUUAAAUUAUUAAAAGAAUGGAAUCAUCAAGGAAGCCUGAAUGUUGUUAAGUAGAAUUAGAAAUGUCAUAAUUAGGUUAAAUUAAUAGAAUCUUAAAUAUCUUAUUGACACCAAUGUGAGGUAUAUUGUUGGCAUAACGACAGCAUAUUUAUUUUAGGUGAAUGGUACCAUGUUAAUAUAUUUUGCAGUGAAGCAUUGAUUUAUAAUCUAUCAUCUGUUGUAAGAUAUUUCAAAAAGCUUCCAUUUAUAGUAAAUUUUUAUAUGAAAAUGUGUUUUAUAAUUAAUUUUGAUAUAAUUAAUUUAGAAAUUUUGAAAUUUCAGUUGCCUGUAUCGAUUUUCAGUAUCGAUUUAUAAAUCCUUAUCACAUUUGGUCUGUUAUGUUGCGUGAACAACAAAGUUAUCCUAUAAAUCUGUUAUGAUGGAAAGGAUUUUGAAGCAGAGUGAAAAUAGUUCAAUCUACUGAAUUCUCCACCUACAUUUGAUCCUUAAAGCUUGUGAAGUUCAAAAGUGUAUCUAUAAAAUAUGAAAGCUUAGGGCACAAACACUAUCAUGGAAACAAUUUGCUCUUUAUAUUUACUAGGUUCUUAUUCAAAUAAAGGGCAAAAAUAGGUAGCCUCACCAGAGUAGUUCAUUAGUUUGUAACAAUUUAUAAAUAAUUGGUUAAUAUUAUUCUGCGCUUUUUUUUUUUUUAACAACUAGUCAAUAACAAUGAUUUUGUUAGUUGCUGUUCUAUAUGACUUUGUGAGCUUGAAAUGAUGUUAUCCCAACCUUUUAGAUUUGAGAACUUCAUUUUCCAAUCUGGUAGUCUUUUUGGACUGUAAAUAACAUGUCAAUUACAAAUGUUAUUAUAUUAUUUAUAUCAGUAGAUCACCAGAUCAAUCCCAACAUGAAGUAAACUUUAAUCAUUUAAACUCUAAUCAAAUACAAUUGAUAUAUCCUUGCCAUUUGAUGGUUUAAAGUUGCCUUUUUUCAUCACAUGUAAAAUACGGCAUAAUCAAAAGUGUGUGAUAUUACCAAAAGGACAGAGGGGAAAAUAUUUGAACAUGAUUGGACAUGCAAGAAUACCAAUAUUAAGAAAUGUUUAUAAAUUUGUGUACAUAUUUUUAUUUUAUUUUUUUAGCCAAUAUUUUGCCACAAAUCAUAAAUUAAGCAUUAAAACUUAUAUGUUUUCCAUGCUAAGGGGGAAAAGGUUUGUAUAUAAUUUUCUAUGUGAAUGUGGAAGGAAAGGAUCCUUUUUUAAAAUAGACAACUAUUCAAUAGUCUAUAAAUAUUUAGAUAUCAAUAAGAAAAGGAGAAACGAAUUUCCAGGUGGUUGAACCUUUUUCUAUCCUUUUAUAUUAAACGAGUGACCAAAAUGUAACAUUUAUAGAAUUACUUUGUCAUUAACCAAACACAAAUAACACUUGUUUCUGUUGAAAUGUUGUGUCUUGUACCUAAUGAAUUACAUGUUGUCUUGCAGCAGUUUUUGAAUUAAUAUUGAAGCUGCUUUUCCCUUUGAAAUGUAAAUGCAUUUAUUGUUAAUCUGAAUGUCCUGAGCUGUUUUUGAUGCUUUUGUAGUAUUAAGCAAGUCUACUUUUGCUGUUAGUCUUUAUAGAUCUGUCAUCCAAAAAUAGCCUAAUAAAAUGGAUUGAUAUUCAAUACGUUUCUUUGUUUUGACGCACUGAUUUUGUGCUACCCUUGGGUACUAGUGAAUGUGUUGGACACACAGUAAGAGAGUAAUGUAAGAGAAUAAUGACUUCAAUACAUGCAGGGCUUAAGGUACAAACUUGAUAAGGGAAGAUUCUAGGCAAUGAGCUCUUAAAAUGUGUCUGAUAAGAUAAUUUACUUAUAACUUAAAUGGUCGCUUAAUUAAACACAGAUGAAUACUUGAGGUAAAAGUGUUUUAACCUUGUGAGGCUGACCAUGGCCAACUUUCUCAGUACUGAAGUCAGCAAUCUAUAACACUUCAGCAUUUUGUUACAAAAAGCAACCUUCUAUUUCUCUUCUCAUACUUUUUUUUUUUUUGUGGAGUGGGGCGGAUGUUCUUCCAACACUAUAACUGCUAUCAUUGUUUUAAAUUAAAUAAUCUCCAUAAUUGUUUGCCUACCACUAAAACUCACGUUUAAUGGCUAACUUUUUUCUAAACCAUGCUGACAAAUAAAUAUGUCAAAUUUUCAGAUUGAUACUAAAUUUGUUUUUAACAAAACGGUAGAUAAAAUAACUCAAUAACAAUGGUUUAAUAUAGUACAUUUCUUAAUCAGAUCAUUAAUAUUUUGUAUGCUCCAUUUUCAGUGUCAGUACUCCGUUUUUGUCAGCACAAAACUAAAAUGUUUACAGGCAAUUAGAAAAGAAAGAAAGUUAGAAAAUAUAAAAGAAAAUAAUAGUAACGUUUUUUUUUGCAUGAAGAAAAUGACAUUUUAGAUCAAUGGAAAAACUAAUUGAAAAGAUAUAAGUGUAAAGCUAAUCAGCUGGGGAUGUUUCAUCCCCACAUCCACACAGAUAUAAUUGCUAACAUCUGAUUCAAUUUAUGGGGCUUGUUCACUAUUAAGGCUUUUCCGAUGCUCCUUCAUUGUGUCCAACAUAAAAAUUUUAAAUUCUGUGUGGACUUUUUUUUUUUAAAUCUCAUGAGUCUGAUAUUCAAAUCAUCUUAUAAAGUAAACACAUACAAAAAUACCGGUAUUUAAAAAAUGACUAUACAGCUGUAUUAUAAGAGUGUUGGACUGCGAUAAAGCUUGAGUAGAUAAAUAAGAUGUUUUAUUUACUCCAAUUAUUUGUGUCUACCAUGGUAUUGAUAAGUUAUUUGAUACUGCAUCUUAAAGGCUUUAAAACACAUUAGUUAAGUAGACAUUUAGCUGAAACUUGUUGAGCAAACUAGUUCAUAUUAUUCCUUUAAAGUUUCUUACAAAGAUGGAUUUUUAUACACCCGGUACUGACAUUCUAUGUAUAUCUAUCUACCUCUUUGGUUAUAAUGCUGGUAGCACACAUACACAUGCUCAUCACCAUUCUGUAGCUACAAUUGUUGAUAAAAGUGUUUCAAUAUUAUAGUUUUUCUACAAGUGUCGCUUUAGAAUUUUGAUAGAUUUUAAAACUAAAUAUGGACCGUCCAAUGGUUUAACCUUUCAUUUGAAAGGAGAUAAAUUGCGUGCGAUUACUGGUGUUGGAUGUGAAAAGCAGAAUAAGUUGUUUUGUUGAAAAUUACAUUUUUUUAAAAAGUGCAUGAACACUAAGUAGCAGCCAUAACAAAGUUGCCACAUUAAACAAAGAAUGUGCGCAUUUCCUCAGCCUAAAUCACAUGACCCACUAUAAUGAAAGGGAUAAAUGUUCUAUUAAAUAGCAAGCUUUAGAUUAAUAACUAUUUUGUGGAGGAGCCUUCCUAUUUCCAACUCGUAUUUGUUGGAUCCCUCAGCUAGAGUGGAGAUAUCACUGACUGGUCCUCCACCCAUUUCAGCCUUGCUGGCUUCCCAUGCCCGCCCCCGUCUCAUGUCCCCACCAUCUCCGGCUGGCUCGAUAUUUGACCUGUCGGUGUCACCUCGGCUAUCACUGCAGAACUCACAGAAAGCCAAAGGCCAAGAAAUUCUCCACACCAUGCGGCAGACCAAAUGGGCCGUUGCAAGAGCUCAAGGUAAGUUCUAUGUAGAUUUCAAUUGCUACAUAUGCAGUUAAAUUUAGCAAGUUAAAAUUAAUAGAAAUGAGGCAACCUCUUUCUUUGCUAACUAAAAAUGGAUAUUUUAUCAUUUCAAAAUAAUAAACUAUUGACAAUAUUUAUUUUGUAAACAUACCUCAGAUUUUUACUAUACUAAUUGCUUAUUUUAGAAAGCAUCACUAUUAUCGUCAUUAUUUUUUUGUGUAAAAUUAGAAUAUGAUACAACUGUUCCCAAAUAUUUAAAGAGAUCAAAGUACUUAAAAUUAUUUUGCCCAGGUGUAAAAAAAUUUUCAUGUCCAAAAUUGUGUGACUUGCAUUAUUUUUUCCCACUUUCCUAUCAGAAUGGCUAUCACUCCAUGGGAUGAAUAUCAACUUUGAGCAAUUCACUGAUGAACAACUCGACCAGAUGCUGCUAGGAUUCUACACCUCGGGACAGAAAAAAGACGGAGCACCAUUUUCUGCAACAGCACUUUUGGCUUUUCGAACUGCCAUCAGUCGUUACCUAAACAACAAGUGUGGCAGGCAGACAAGUAUUGCCACAUCCCAUAGCUUCAAACAGUCCAAUGCCCUUCUCUCUAGACUCAUGGCCACCUGCAUCAAAGUCAAUAAAACCAUAGCUGUCCAAGACAUCAAGCUAAUGUACACAAGUGGGACACUCUCUUGUGCAAAUCCUGAAUCACUUCUUUAUAAGGUCUGGUUUGAGCUACAGAUGCAUUUUAGAAGCAAAGUUGACUGGAGUAAGGUCCUGGCAGAGCAUUUCUUCUUUUCACGAAACUCUGCCGGUAAAGUUUCUGUGACCUGGAACACCUGUGGUUUAGGGAACUGUAAUGAAGUGACAAUUUUUGAGGCCACCGGGGGUCCAUACUGCACAGUGGAUUCAUUGCGGUUCUACAUGGAGCAUCGUAAUCGCGCAGUAAAAGUCCUACUGCAAGUGCCAGCAACAAAAGAUUUGCUUGAAAAGGGGGUGUGGUACCUCCCAGAGGAAAUAAGGGAAUACCGAGAGAAAAGCUUCAUGAAAAAAAUCUCUGCACAGGCCAAGCUGGGUCAGACUUACACCAAUGCAUGCGUUCUCAACUCUUUUGAGGAUUAUUUUCAGGCUAUGCUAACUCUAAAUAAUGAGACACUCUCCAAGGAGUAAGAUGCUGGUACCAACACCAAACAAUUAUAAUAAAUAUAGAUUCAAUAAUAAUGCUAACGAUAAUAUUAAAAUAUAUUAAACCAAGAACAUAAUUCCUUUCUAAAGUCUAAAGAAACAAGCAAAAUAGAGGCUCCUAUUGGUUUUGUUAACAAUUUUAACACAGCCUAAAUAUGUUUUUCUUCAAUAUGCAUAUACACAUUUUUCUUUGGGAUUUAAUAAGAUACCCGGUAGUCUUAUUUCCUCCUAUGGGUUUUGUAAGUGUAAGUGAUUAUUUGUUGUUGCAUUUUUACAAAAUAAAUGAAUUAAAUUACUUUUUUGCAUUUAUGUCGAAAAAGAAUUAUACAAAUGCCUAUAAUUGUGAGAAAAAAAAUUCGUUAACACUACAAGGGGACGAGGUAGGGGGUGGGGUUUGGUGUCGGCUGUGAAAAAACUGUGGUGAUUGGAAUUAUUAUUUUUUUGGGGUAAGGCGUCAUUUCCUGGAAACGGAUGAACUUUUUCUUGAUUCCCCUUAGGACCCGUAAUAAAAUUUGAGAAUUUUUUUGUGUGUAGCUUGAAAUUUAAGUUGUAUAAUGAUCAUAGGUACUCCAGUACCUCCUUUGCAGGCAAAAAGUAAACAUCAGCACACUGGGGGAGGGUUGUGUGCUUUGCAAACCAGUGGUGAUUGGUAUCAUAUGGCAAGAGGGGAAAGAGUUUUGUUCGGUCAGUUAUAAAGAUUCAUGAACUUUUAACUGCAGCCUACACAUUUAUAAAUAAUAAUUUCAGUCUCACCUUUCUGUGAGGGACAGUUGGAAAGGAAACUUUUUAAUUGCAUAAUUAAAAAAAAAUAAUAAUCUGUUCGAAAACAAGAUUUUUGCACCUGACAACAACAAAAAUAAUUGUGUAAACAUUCUCAAUUAUAUGGUACUUAUUGAUAUGACGCAGAUUAUAUAACACAUGUUAACAACAAAGUUAAUUUUUAACUCUUUGAACCCUUGGCUCCUGUGCCUGAAAUACCCAUGCCCCUGGGCUCCAGGGGGAAAUGUCCACAAAUGGACUACAAGCAAACAAAAUGUAAUGAUUAAUAAAUUGAAUAAAUUGUAUUUAUUUCAAUAUAAAUUUGUCUGUUAAUAGUCCAUAAGUAUUAUAAAAUGUAUCACAAGGAGAAUAUUGUCUUAGAAAUGGUGUGAAAUAGCAUAGUAAAAGGGGUUACUAUAUAGUAUAGUGCGUUUAAAAAUAAAUUUGACACAAAAAUUUAGCGUGUGAACUGAAAAAAAAAAUUCUAUCAAAUUUCCAUUGAUCAAUUUUCCGCGAUGAAAUUUCUCUCAAACAAAUUUCCGGAUACGAGUAAAAGUUCAUUUAUAUGCCCCUGAUUUUUCAUAACAGUCAGGGCUAGGACUAGGGGUAGACCUUGUGUUGUUUAUUUUAUUCCCAAAGCCCACAUCAGUGACAAUAGCACAAUAAUUUGAAGCCAAUGGAUCGUCACUAUUUGCUUUAUUUCAAUCCAUUUUCAAAACACGAUAAUAAUCCUUUGAAUCAUAUACAUUAUCAUAAACCUAUUCUAAAUUGGGUCCUUUCGAAAACAAUUUUGUUUAUUUUCGUCACCUCUAUACACCGAAAAACAUUAAUAAAACAAAACAAAAACAGUGCACCCAUGGGUGCGGCCUUUGCUGUGACCUUUCGCAAGUCAAGUGAUAAAACCAUGAACUCAGUAUUUACAACACAAUUUUUAUACGAACUGUCGAUCUAUGGUAAGGUAUGGGAGACCGAUAUAUCGGUCUGGCGGUGUGUGGAUUUUUAAUGCAUAGACCGAUAAAGCGGGAUCGUGGGUUCAAAGUGUUAACACAAGUAACCUGGAUACACUUAAAUUAAUAUUUUACUGUAGAUAUGUUAAUGUUAAAAACAUUAUUCAUUUUUAUUUCUUGUAAAUCAAGCAAAUUUUAACAAUGAAAUUAUCAUUUAUGCUAUUUCAAUGCACCGUUAGUUAUUUAGAUGGACUUGUUAUUUUUUUUACCUAUUUGUUCUUUUAGUUUUUCCAGAGGCAUAAUGGUUGGUUUGUAGACUUAAUGAUUCAAAGAUAUUUGCAAUAAGCUUUUAUAAAUAUCUUUGAAUCAAACCAAGACACAAUGUUGUUACUGUUUUACCCCCCUUUAUUCUACUUUGCAUGAACAUGGUCUGUUUUAUCUUGUUAUUUUCCAUUUCAACCAACGUCCCCAUGUCAUUGAACGUUUAAAUUUAAUAAGCAACUUCAUCUUGUCAAGCAUUUUCAUCUAUGAAAUUUUGGCAGAGCCUUGAUUUACUGAUUCCAAAAUUACAAAAAUAAAAUAUUUUGUAUAUUUAGUGGCCAAAAUUGUAAAUAUCUAACUCUAAUUUUUAAGGAUUUUUUUUAGGUAAAGGCUUAAACAAAUAAGCCCAUAUGUCCGGUGUCGUGCUGGAGCUGGUUUGAGCCAGUGCGUUGUUAAAUUUGAACUAUUCUAGUUCUAGGAACCGGGUUGUUCGAAACGUCAUAAUAAGAAAAACAAUAUAGCACUCCACUAAUAAAUUGAUGUUUUUUCUAUAAAGGACAAGUGCUGAACCAGUUGUUGCUUGUUGGCAGCACACUGUUGCAUAUUUCAAAAUCAUUUUUGGAAUAAACAGUUUGUUUUUUUUCCUGGUCAGAGGAAGUAGGGAGCUGUUUACUGAUUUUUUGUUAGCAAAGAAAAUAUGAACAAGUUAUGUGUUCAGCUGUUUAAUAUAGAACCCUAUAACUACAUUCAUUACCUUUAAUGGUAAUCCCUAUAACAUUGUACGUCAACAGUGGUUUAUUGCUGCCAUUUCACUGAGACUAUCUGCAAAAGCACAAUCAAUCAAUCAUGUCACAUUUACUUUGUUUUACUGUGAGACCUCUCUUCAUUGGAGAUGAUUGUUGGUAAUAAUUUUUAUAGUAGUUUCCAUAAAUGGUUUGCUUAUGACAGUUUUAAGCUUUCACUCUUUGAGAUGUCAGAUACGACAGAUUGUAAAAGCACAUCUUCAUAAGUUCAAAACCAUGGAUGUUGGCUUAAAAAGUUCAAAUGAAAAAUGAAAUUUAUGUUUCACUACCGAGAAGCAGAAUUAGAUGGACUAACUUUAUUAUGGCAAAAACUUCAAACGUGUCAGGAAUGAAACUUAUGAUUUUUACCAUGACAUUGAAGAACUAACAACUAUUGUGGUGCAGUGUCUGUGUGACAUCAUGCCAUGGUCUGUCUGCUAUUACUAUUCAUACUAUUCCUACUGGAUUACUAUUUCUCCAAUGAUUUUGACAAGUUGUGGCUCAUCAAGAGAUACUAACAAACACCAGCAGCAUAUAGCUUUAAACAUGCAAACAUAUUUUGACCUGGUUUGUACCAUAUGCUCCUGUAUUCAUUCACAGGGCUCUUUCUACAAAUUAUGAAAUAGCAAACGAGGUAUGCUAUUUCAUUUACUAGGCUUGAAUGCAGUCCUUUAAUUAUUAUAUUCUACAAAAUAUUAGCUCUAACUUUAUUUAUGCCUUAUCUUGUUUUUGUUGAGUCAUGAUGAUCUCUGACAGACUGGGUCCUGAUUGGUCCAGAUUACACAGAGUCCACUACUGUAAAAUAAAUGAAGUGCUUCUCAUUUAAAUGGAUGGCACUUGGUCAGUGGUCUGAACUGAUAUUCUUUACAAAAUGUUGACAUAAAAUAUUUCAUUCUGAAAUUACUUUUUUUGUCAGGUCAAUUUUUCAUUUAUUUAAAUGCAACACAAAAAAAAAAAGGAAGAAGACUUUUGCAUGCGUUGGGUCAUUACUGCAGCAAUAAAAUUUAUGUGAAAAUAAAUGUGCGUUUAAUAUAUCUAAACUCAUUAAAAUGACAUGUUAAGGCAGUGGUUUUCAGCCUUCCUACUGCCGCGACCCUUUAAUACAGUUCCCUUUAAUACAGUUCCCUUUAUUGUGGCGAUCCCCUACCACAAAAUUAUUUUCGUUGCUUCUUCAUAACUGUAGAGUAUAUAUGUUUUCCGAUGGUCCUAGGCGACCCCUGGGAAAGGGUCGUUCGAUCCCCAAAGGGGUCGCGACCCACAGGUUGAGAACCAUUGUGUAAAGGAGUCAAUAUUUGUUUCAUUAAUGGAAGCAAAGUUACGUGUUUCAUGUAGUUUCAUUAUGUUCUUUCUGCUUACUUUGUACAUUGUACAUUUACUCUCAUUUUAUAACAUGUUACACACUGUUUUAUUGAACUCAGCGAGUGAUUGUCUGCAUGAAGCACUUGGAGCCUUUGUUUAACUCCCUUACUCACCACCGCAUUAAGAGAGCCACAACAUUUUAAUAUUUCAAAUUUUGCCACAUCAGCUCACACAAAAAAACAACUGUUCAGAUAACGGAGGCACCCUAAAUUCAAUGUCUCAUUGGGAACACCUCUUACUACUUAUCAAUUAUGUAUAUAUUUAAAAUAAGAUCAGAACUAAAAAGAAAUGUGAACUUAAUUAAUAUGGUUCAAACUUUUUCAUAGACCUGAUAAAGACAUUUGAGUUAGUCGUCUUGCAAAAAAAAAAAAAAAUGCAUUACCACUGUUUGCUGUCAUGUUUAAUCCACAAUAGCAUCUACAGUACAGUGUGCUUCAAAGACGCAACAUCAGACGCCUUCUAGUUACAAGCAGAAUUAAGCGAGGCAAUGUUCUAGCGCCAAGGUUUUUUGCAACUUUCUUCUCCUUAUUUCUCAUAUAUGCCUUCAAGUCAAUGACUGAAGCAAAAGACUAUAUAUUGAUCUUCUUGACUGAGAUCUUACACCUACUUCUUUUGAAAUCUUUCUCUCAUUUUUUUCUCAUAAAUGCCUCUAAAAGACAUCUAUUUUGAGGACUAUCUAUUCAAUUGGAGUAUCGUUGGGGGCAGCCCUGUUGAAAACCAAUAUUCUAAGGACAUACGCAAUCAAAAAGCAUGACAAGAAAUGCGAAGUGUGGAUUAAAGAAAUGAAGUAUAUUAGAACAUUAAGUAAAAUUCAGUAAAACAAAUUCAACGUCUGUGGCUUUCCUGCUUCUGCAGAAAACCCCCCUCUCCCCAUCCCCAAACAAAAAAAAACCCCAAAAAAUUUAAAAUACCAAGGAAUUUGCAUAAGAUUCCACUUGCAUAAGAAACCAAUUGGAGGGGUUUUCCUAUUGGAAUAUUUAUUUUAAAAAUCGACUCAUUUCAUUCCUAUAGGAUUCUUAACAUGAGUUUUCAUGCUCAAUCAACAUAUAAUAGUGAAUAUAAGUUUGUUUUUCCGAAUGAACACUGUAAAACAAUAAUUUGUUCUGCUGUCUGUGAAUUACGUUCAAUGCCUAGUUUUAGUCCUGUUCCUCCUUCAUCGUCUAUGAUAAAAUAUUAAUUCUUCUUAAGUCACAUUCUCUUUAUCUCUGCCGGUAUCUAUAUCAGUGACCCUCACAUCUGCUUAAAGAUUUGAUCUACCUCAUUUAACCACCACCGAGUUCAUUUAUUCUCUUCAAUGGUUCGAUGCGUUGUGACCCAUGGUUAGCAGUGAUUUAUUUUGUGCCUACGUUUGUGGGAUAGAAUUUUAUCAUCAAUUUCAUUUAGCACAAUCUCAUAUCAAAAGUGAAAUUGACCAAUUCACUUUGUCUACUUUGUAGUGAGUUAAUGUUUUUUCCCCAAUCUAAUGACUAAUAAAAGAAGAUAAUUAAAAAAAAAAAUUAAGUAUGUACAGUAGUGAGGCUUCUAAGUUCUAGGUAGGUACAAAAAUCCUACUUAAGAUUGAGUGGAAGUUAAUUUUUAACUUUUUUUUUUAGAAAGAGCGGAGUUUUAUUUUUUUUUAAUUUUAAAAUAAACUGAUAUUUAAUCAUUUUUUAAAUUAAAUUUUUAAAUCCAUAAAUGUGCAAAGAUAAAUUGUUUGUAAAUAUUAGUCAAUGUUUUUUUGUUUACUUUGUUUUACACAGUCAUUUGAACAAUUAAUGAUGUUCAAUUAAUGAUCAUAUUUUUGCCUUCAUAACUAUAGUGUUAUUUAGAAAUGUUUAUAUAUCAUUGAUAGAUUUAGAACCUAGUCUACUAAUUUCUUAAUGGGAUCUUCCAUGCAAUCCAGACACUUGAUUUUAUGUUGUAGUUGAAAUAAACCUUUAGUCCUAUAUUCCUGGUGUUUGUUCAAAUCUUUUAUUGUGGUACAUUCUUUGAUUUUCAUGACCCAAUCUGUUAUUGUUAUUCAAUUUUCAAAUGACAUAAUUAGAUAUUUCUUACAUGUCAUCCAGUACAGACACCUGGAAAAAUCCUCCAAACAAAAACAAAUUUAAACUCCUAGCACACAAUAAAAGGCUUGUGGCUUGCACAUAUUACCAAUAUUUAUGAUAAUUCCAGAACUAAUUCUGUAAGCCGUAGUAAAAACAGUUAAAACUAGUUAUUUUGUCAUAGAUAUACAGUUGUUGUUUUUUUAAUAUUCCUGUUAAAGUUGGUUGCUGUCCUCUGAUUUCCGACAUCAGUAAGCGAGUAUUUUUAAAAUAUGUCACUUUAGCAAAAAUUGGCACUUUAGCAAAAAUUGGCACACUCUGUUUCAUAAAAUGAUCAAAACUUAUGAUUUUAUGACUUUAGAUUUAUAUCCAUAACAUGCAAUCUCAAUCCAAAUCAUUUUAUUCGAAUUUUUUUAAUCAUGUAGUUUAACAUUCUUUUUUAUUGAAGCAUGCACUUUUAUAAUGAUUCUUUGGUUUAGAUGUCAUUUUUCCACUUCCAAUUUAUUUGUCUACUUAAGGAAUUAAAGAUGGCAGGUCUUGUUUUUGUCAAACUAUUAAAAAUGGGAAAAGGGAUUUUAACAUAGACACUCUUACAGACACAUAUACAUGACCAAAUUCUUAACAUAAAACAUAUUGCCUGAGGGUAUGGGGCUAAGUUUGUGAAGAGUUAUAACUUUGAAUGGUUUGGCUUGUUGUGGAACUGAGAAGUAUUGUUCAGAAUUUAUAUUUACAGAAAACCUCACAAAAUCUUUAUUGAAUACAAAAUUUCUUUUGAAAAGCCACACAUAAAAAAAAAAUUAUAUAUUUGUUUAUUGGAUUAAAAUAAAAAAAAGUUUUUCUAUCAAUUCACAGAUGAUGCCUCAGCAGGACCACCAUCACGUAUGCCCGAAGGUGUCAAACCAUUAUGUGGUUAUGUCCAUCCUGAUGAUGCUAAAAAGUGGAUGGUAAGUCUUUAAGUAGACCUCACUGACCCAGAAACUGUGUUUAUUUUCCCCAAGAGUUCAGCUAGUGUGUAAUCCGAAUAGUAAUUGGUAAAAGGCAGCAAAGCCUGGGUUAUGGACCUCUGUGCUCACUGAGGGAGUUAGUCAAAUUACAAAUAAAUUAGGGCUGAACACAGUUUCCAUUCUAGGGGUGCUGAAAUCCUCUGCCGUCUAUUUAUGAGAUAGACAGACAAAGGGAGAAAAUAGGAGAAACAAAAUGUGUACACUAAAUGAAUAUAAAGUGAAAGAGUGGGGGUCAUUAAGGCACCAAAUUUAAUGUAAUAAUAUAUCAGAAAAUGUAUACUGGUAGUACAGGUAGAAGUAGCCAAAUAAACAAAAAAAUAACAGCUUAGAUUUUGUGUUUGGUCAUAACUGCUUUGUUGUUAUGUUAGCUGUGACUGCUCAGUGUGGGUGCUUAAUCAUAACUGCUCAGCCACUUUAAAAACAAAUUAUGGGGAAGUAAAUUUUAUCGUUAAAUUAUUAAUUAGAAUUAUUACAACCCUUGCAUUGAGUUGAACAUCCUGAUUGUAUUCUUAUUCUACAAUUACCAUCUUCCAGAUGUUUGAGCUCCUGCCUGGAUCUGGAGUGUACAUCCACCAAGAGAACUAUAAUGUUGUUUUGUCCAAGACCCGACAGGACAGGCCAGAUGGUAAAGCUAUGGCAAGAUAUCUAAUGUCCUGUUUCUGGCGUCAGAGUGAGCUUGUAGGGGCCAGUAUUGCAGAGCCGCCGAAGCCUCAUCAAAAAUCUCUCGAUCGAGGCAUCAUCCAUGCCAUUCUUGGUAAGUACCGGUAAAUGUUGUUUUUGGAACUCACUAUGAAUCAUUUUUUUUUUAAAUUUUGCAAUUAAAUUUUUGCUGCUCAAAAUAUUUACAUUUAAACAUACCUGUGUUUUGUUAUUAGAAUUAUCACUGAGGUAAAAAGCAACAAUUCAAAUUUGAAGUGAAAGCUUUACUAAGAACUGAACAUAGCAAUAAAAAAGUUGGGUAAAAAGACUUCUUCAGUAGACACAAAUGCAUUAAUGAGAUUUAAUGGAAAAAAAAAAUUAUAUACUUUUAAAAAAAGUUUAAAAUCAGUUAAUCAAUAUGUUAUUAUAUAUAUAUUAUAAGGAUGCCAUUGGCCAUAUAAAUAUGUCCAAUAUGCUGUGUGCUAAGUCACUUAAAAGUGAAUUAUAUUUAUUUUAAAAAUUAAAAUGCAUUUGUUCUUCAGCUGAGUUUCAAGUCCAGUCUGUAAUUUCAAAUUACUUAAUUAAUUUAUGGGAGAUUUAAACACUUGAUUUUAUUGCCUCAUUUAGUUGUUUUUUAAAAGAACAUUUUGACAUUAUUUCUCUGAUUAAAUAUUUUAAGUUCACUCAGCAGGUGUUUUUUCCCCUACUUGAAUGAAAAUUGAGCUUUGCCGUUUAUUUAUAUAACUUAAUGAAACCAGUGUUUUUUAUCUGUAUAAUUUAAUAGUUAAUAUCACACUGUGCAUAUUUUCUUGUUUUACCAAAGUGAAGGAUGUUUUCUUUUCAGAUUAAAGGGAUAUUAUUGACAUUUCGAAUGCCUUAUAUUGUGCAGCAUUUUGUCUUUAAUGUUACAAGAGCUCUAAAUUUUGUACCGGUACUGUGUGUUUCAAAACUACUUGAAUGCUUCAUUAUUAAAAAAUUUUUUAAACAAUCAUCAUCAAAACAAAUGAUACAACUACAGUGGUGAUUUUGGUUAGCAUUUUUUUUUUUUUUUUCCUUUUGUGCAUUUCAGUUUUUUCCCCUCAUUUAAAGUAGCUUUGAAUAAUUUUACACAUUCUGGAGACAGAUGUUAAAGUCAGUAUUGUUUAAUUUGAUACAACUACAGUGGUGAUUUUGGUUAGCAUUUUUUUUUUUUUUUUUCCUUUUGUGCAUUUCAGUUGUUUCCCCUCAUUUAAAGUAGCUUUGAAUAAUUUUACACAUUCUGGAGACAGAUGUUAAAGUCAGUAUUGUUUAAUGUAUGCAUUUCCUUAAUAGCAUUUUUAAAUGUUUUUCCAAGUGUGAUGACUGCCAGUAAUGCAGUGUUUCCCAACUUUUUUUGCACCAUGCCCCCCUCCCACUUGAACAAUUAAAAAGCUUCAGUACCCUUCUCCCUUAGUGCUACUGUCAAGAGAUAUUGAAUUUCCUUUUAAAAUUCUUUAUAUUAACUUCACUUUUUUUCCUGGCUGGCUGGCGGAUUGGCAAAAUCUUCGGCCAGCUAAAUGACCCACUUCCCGUCAACCUAUUGACCUGAAAUUUGGCAAUCUAUUGACCUGAAAUUUGGCAUAUAGAUUCGUUGCUGAUGACAAAACCUUCUGUCAAAUUUUCAGCCCUACCCCCCAAAAGAUCAGUUUUUCCUGUUUUCUAAGGGGAACAUGAAGGGAACUAAUUACUUUUAUGCAUGUUUUGUCAAAUUUUCUUUCUCUCCCCCCCCCCCCCCCCUCUAUUGCUCUAUAUUACAUUUUAUUAUGAAUUUUUAAGAAAAAAAUUGUUUUUAGGGGUUGUUUAAUUAUAACUUGUUUAGGCUCUGAGAUUCAAUGUUGCAGGUUAAAACCUGCAAUUACUGAAAUAUAAUUGUAUUGCAAUAAAUGACAAAAAAAUACAGUGGUUAACGUAAAAAUAGUUUAGUCUAACAAUGCUCUCUCUUUUUAAAAUGUACAUUUCCUAUAUCCAAGCUUUAUAAUUUGUCUCAAUAAUUUGUGGCCGGGUUUUCAAACCAUUUGACUUUAUUCUAUUCAUCUAAAAUUAUUUAGGGGAUACCUCUGAUAUUAGAAGUAAAAAAAUCAGCUAAGAGAUAACCAAACCCAUGAUGAAAGUUGUGUUUUCAACUGCAUUUCAUUAACAUGUUGGUUGUCUAAUUUCUGAAGACACCGGAGUGUGUAUUUUAAUAAGAAAAUAUAAAUACACUGGUGCACAAGAUUUUCUUACGUGUCUCCAAUCAAAUUAAAAUUAUAACCGCGCUGUAUGUCGAAAAUAUGUUUCAAAUAUUUGUUCUUAAAUUCACAUUGCAGAAGCAGCAACCAAGUCCUUUUUGGUGAUGUAAUUGUACAGUCUGGAGGAUUAAAAAUGGUUAAUUAUUUUUUUUUUUUAAAAUAAUUAAUCACUUUUCUUGAAAUACUGCUUAUGGGAAAAAAAAUUAUAAAAACUGUACAAUAUAGUCACCAAAAAUGCCUUUUUUUUUAUAUGUAUUUUUUUACAUAAUUUUUUUUUAAUGAAGGCAAAAAUUUUAUUCAAAUAAUAACCCGAGGAAUCAAUAAGAUUUUCUGAUCUCUACUUUAAAUGGUCCGACAUCUCUGUUCUCAAUAAUGUUUAAAAAAGGAUUUGAAUUAGCUAUCUACGGUACCAGUUUGAUGUCCAACAAAUUGCUUUAUAAACUUCUGGUCAAGAAUCAAAAUCAUAUGCAUUUCUCAGAUUCUGAAUUUUUUUUAAUCCAGAAAAAUGGAAAAUGUGAUGUCAAUUGUCUGUAAUUUUUGUGUGCAUCACUAAUGACAACGUCCAACUUGAGUUUUACAUUUCAGAAUUAUAUUCAUGUCAUCCCAGCCAUCAUUUAUUUUCAACUCUGCAGGCUUCGUCUGAUUCUAAAUAGUUAAAGUUAAAUAUAAUGGAGAGAAAAACAACUCCAAAGCUUUUGUUUCUUUUUUUUUCUUUUUUUUUUUUUUUUUUUUUGUGCCUUAUAUUUUCUGGUGAAGAAAUCUAAAGUCUACAGGUGCCACUAUCAAUGUGUUAAUUGCAUUGUUCCUUUCAGCCUUCUGCAAUGAGCUUUCAUCAGAGAGAAUAACAGUUUUGCGUCAGGCUAUGUGGAAGAGGAUCGGGAGUCUUUCUCACUGCCAGAAAAUUAAAGAUUUACGGAAGAUGUGGCGAUCAGGAUACACGUUUUGAUAAUGGUUUUCUUAUGAAAGGCCAAGGAGUUAUAUGUGCAGGCUCACAUUUGAUUUAAGUUCAACUUAGAACUGUAAUGAGAUGUUAAAGAAUCUGUUUGCAAUGAAACUAAAAAAAUGUUUGUCCUUUAUUAAUUUUCAGAUGAUAACAAAUGCAGAAAAAUCUUGUAAAAAAAGUGCAAAUGUUUUUUCUCUCUCUGUUAAUUGUUGUGUUCUUUUUUCAAGCAGGACUAUCGUUUUAAAGUUAUUUACAACACAAGGAAUUUUUUUAAUGAAUAUUUUUCUAAUUUUUGGAAAAUACAUUGUACUUUAAACAGUUAUUCUAGUUUCAGGUCUAAUAAAGAUACUGUUUAUUGUUUUUGUUUCUUUGUUGUUUUAUUUUUGGUUUAUGGCAUGAAGUGUCAACAUACAUAUUUUAAUACAAUUUUUUCUGUAUUCAAAUGUUACAUAAAUUUAAUUAUUUUUAAAAUUUGGAAGUGCAGCUAGAAAUUUUUUUUUGUGGCGUUCAGAUUUUCACACAAAAAUUAACAGAUGGUACCGGUAAAUGAUACCAAAAUUUUUUUUUUACAUGACAUUAAUUGUGGAACAGGUUAAUGUCUUUGAUCCAAAUCCAAGGGUUUUCAAAUUGUUGAUAAUGUUAAUACAUAAAUAUGUACUGGGAUGAAGGUUGGGUUAGUGCUAAUGGGAAACUCCAAGACAACUGCUCUUGCACACAUAAACUAUGAGUCUUAAAUCUUGGGUCCUCUGUAGAUGCUUUUUCAUUACAAAAUUUCCGGCAUACCUAUAUCAUUGGAAUAUACCAUAACUUCUGACUUUCAGGAAUCCUUUACUAUUUGACUAUAAUAAUAUAUCAGAUAUGAAGCCAUUUUGAGGGUGAUUGGGAGUUGGUUACGUGUUGAAAAUUAUUGGUGGGGGUUGACCUGUUGAUGGUGACAGGGGAGAGCGUGACCUGUUAAUGAUGACAGAGGGGGGCCGACCUGUUGAUGGUGCCACGGGAGAGUGACCCGUUAAUGAUGACAGUUGAGGGUGACCUUUUAAUGACAACAGAGGGGGGGGGGUGACCUUUUGAUUGUGACAGGAGAGAGUGACCUGUUGAUGGUGACUGUUGAGGGUUAUUUGGUUGCUGACUAGCCCCAUUCCCACUUUCCCAUUCUCAGGAUGCUGUUGCAAGUGGAGCCCCAACACAAAGGCAGAUAUUCGUCAGGCCGUAUGGAGCAAGAUCACAUUUGCCAGUACCUAUAGGAAACAGCAGAUGAUAAUGAGAAUGGGUGGCUUACUUUAGCCCUGGCAGUUUUUUUUUUAAAAAGAUGUCCUUAGGAUCACUUGCUAGUGUCACUGUUGUCAAAUUUUAGGAGUGCUAAAAGUAACUUACUUUAACAUUAAUACAGUGAUGUUGUCCAAACUUCAAGGGAAUUCUCUAUCUCAAUGAGUUAAAAAUAACUUUGGACCCAAAUUAAUCAAUUAUAUCCUCACUUUUCUUUAAAAUUGAAAUUGAUUUAAUAGUGUUACAAAGCAAGUAAUAAUUUUUUUUUAAUGAAUAUGGAAUGAAAUGAAAUAUGUGUAUGAUGUGUGCAUCAAUUUAAGGGAUUACUGGAUACUUAGUUGUCUACUAAAUUCUCUUCAAAAAUGGAUCUUUGUAAAGAAUUAUAUGCCUGUUUAGUUGAUAUAUAGUAUGUACUUUUUGGUCUAUGUACUGGUAGUUGUAUUAUAUGAACAAAUUCUUUUGUUUGCAUUCCUGUUUUUUUGUUGUUGUUUUUUCUAAAAAGAGAACAUAAAAUGUUUUAAAUUUCAUAUAAUAAUAAAUGAGCGGAACCAAUUUGUAUUUGAUGUUCAUUAUUAAAUAAAUGACUGAGUUCAGCUACAAAAACAUGUGUUUUCCUCUUAAAUGAAUAACAAGACGUAAAUAGUGUUUAAAAAGCCUGUGAGUUCUUUAAAAAAAACAACACAACAUGCAAAUGAGAAAUUGAAAAUUGUGUACCCGAAUCAUUUCAGGUUUCAGCUCUCUGGCGGGAAAAGUUCCUACAUCUUUGAUCCGCAGUACUAUUGGUUGGAAAAUAUCUGCAGCUAAUGGAACGCAUGCAAGGAGAGCACUUCUAAAAGGCCUAAUCAUUAGAAAUUAGAUGAAAGAAAUGCAUUUUCAAAAGUUUCAUCAAUAAAAAAAUGUUGUAUAUUGCUGAAAACCAAAUGAAUCUCUUUCAUAUUUUAAAGAGUCAAUCUUCCAUAUCAGUACUGUUAACAUUUUUAUAAAUUAUUACGUUUGUUUUAACAACACUUUAUAAUGGAUCUAAAGGGCAUUAAAAAUUUGUGCUUUUUAAAAAUAUUUUUAAUCUCUUUUAAAUGUUAAAUUUGAUACCGGGUAUUAUGUAUUACCAUAUUUAAUAAAAAUGGAGAAUGUUAUUUUUAAAUUAGAAAUAAGUAGGCCAGGGGGUUUAUAAAAUUCAUGACCUAUUUAUUGUUUGAGAUGACUCAUGUCCUUUCAUUUUUUUGGGUUAGAUAAUAACAAUGUAAAGUAAUCUAGUUUGCUUCAAAAUUUUUGGUAAUGUAAAUAUACCGGGUCUUGGUUAUAUGUCUAAUAAAAAAAAUGUGAGAAUAACUUAUCAGGUUUUCUACAUUUUAUAUAAUUUUAUUGUCAACUAAAUAAAUUAUGUAUGUGGUUGGCUAACAUGUAUGUUCUAAGUCUCUUAGAAUAGGAGAUCUUGUCUUGUGUUCUACCGGUAUGCCUGUAGAUACAAUGUGUGAUUUGAGAAAAGAAAACAGUACAAUACCAUUCGCUUUGUCCAUUUUUAUUUCAUGUUUCAGUUUAUCUAUUGUUGAAUUUUAUUUUGAGAAUUGUGUGUAAGAAAUCUGUAACUACAUUUUGUAAGUAAGCCUGUCAUAGAUGAUUAGAUUUAAAUUAAAUCAAAUUAUCUGUGCUGUUAGUCAAUCUGGAAAAUGUGUAUGUUCUAAUUAUUAGUAUCUUUUUUGCUUUAAUUGUUAAUGUGGUUUGCUAAGUUCUAUCAUAAAACUAAAUGCGCAUGUUAACAAUUAUAUAAAAGAGGAAGGCACCUAACUUUAACCAAUGCUGACUUUUGCUCAUUCUCAAUUUUGCUACUUUUUUUGCUUCCCCGCUGAAUCAAACCAUUCAUCAAUCAACUAAAUAUCAUAAAGAACAUUAUCUGCCAUUCAGACUCCCUUCAUCGCUUGACAAGCUGCUUGCUAUCUCAAGUACUGAAGGUGGACUCCUUUCUUUCUCCUUUCAGGAUUCUGCCAGCACCAUUCGCGGGAACUUGCCACAGACAUUCGUAGGACCAUCCAACAGAAGAUAGGUUACGCCAAGUUUUACUUUGUGAAGAAAACCCAGGAUCCAGAUUCCCCUAAAACGACACCAGCAUCCAUUUCGGUGGAGGCUUCACCCCGAAGGAUGUCUAUGGAGAUGGCCCGGCGUGGAGUUGGAGGUCUGCCAUUAGAUUUACCAAUGAAAGCCCACACUGGAAGACGUGGCAGAAGAUCCAGUGAAAGUCUUGCGAGAGGUUUGCCUCAAAGUGAUGAGCUUCCAAUGCGACUUGCUCAGAGAGGAACUCCUGAUGUGACCAACAGGAAUUACAGUGAGAUUACUGGGGACAUUUCAAGCAACGACAUGAUCUCUGGUCGACUGCCAACUUCUACAUCUGGAGAUCUGAUUUCAGAUAGGCUCCAAACUGACUUAUCUGGCAGAAUAACUGCUGGUGACUUGACACGGAGGAUGUCUGUAGAUAUGUCUGGCAGACUUUCAAAUGACUUCUCAGGGCGUGUACCAACAGAUUUAACCAGCAGAAUCUCAGCUGAUGCUUCUAAUCGUCUUCCAGAUGAUCUUUCCACAAGAUCUGCCAAUAACCUUUCUACAAGGUCAUCAGAUAUCUCAGCUGUCAGAAUGUCAUCUGACAUUUCUGUCAGAACACCGAUAAACCCUUUAGAAGCUAUGUCUGUUAGAACAUCUGAGACGAGUCUAAGUGACCUGGCUAACAGAAUGGGGUCAAUGCCAGCAGGAAUGUCCAGAGGAUUCCUAGAUAUGUUAAAUAAUAUAUAUCCUAGUAAUUGACUCUAACUGAAAAAUUAUGUUUUGGUACUUUCAGAAAUCAAAUCAUUAAAAAUAAAACAGAUAAGUUGAGCUGCUACACACUUGUAGGAUAAUCUUUCUGCAAAAAUAAUAGAAAUGUAAAGUUUUCCAUUGUACACAUUGAACUGGAUUUCAUACAAACCACCAUUAAUUUGCAAUGUCUUUGUAACAAGUUUUAAUAUCUUUUUUGAAAGGGAGAAAUGUUUAAUUCCUGUCAGGUUAAUUAAAGAUUACCGGUAAUUUUAUUCUUUCAAUUAUUUAAAUGAAAAUGUCCAUUACAUAAGCUUAUAUAACCUAAAUUUCUUAUUCAGACAUCCUAAUAUCCAAAAUGGCUUUCUUCUGUGUAUAAACCUGCAAUAAUCCAAUCAAUUAUUGAAAGCAUACAUAUUAUAAUAAAACAUAAUUAAUUAUACCUACCAAAAAAAUGUGAGAUUGCUAUAAAUGGGUCAUUCUUUGAACUGCUUGAACUUCAGAAAACAUUGCACAGUAAUUCUCUUAUAUUAUAUACUAGAACUAUAUAUUACCACUCUUUGAUGUUCAACUGUUCUUAGUUCUCUUUCUUUAUUCUCCUUGUCUGCUCUUUCAAUCUGCUAUGUGUUGAUUCCUUCAAUCCGCUCUGUGAUUAUGAUUCCUUCAAAUCUGUUUUGUGUUGAUUCCUUCAAUCCACAUUACGUCGAUUCCUUCAACACAAUGACUCAUUGAAUGAGUAAUGUGUGCUAAAUACGCGGUAAUAGGAAAACAUUGUUAGGAUUUUUUUUUUUGGUUGUUGUUGAGAAUUAGGUUUCUGAUGAAUGUGUAUAAUGUAUUUUUCAUCUGACCCCAAUAUGAAUCCAAUUAUAUAUAUAUAUAAAGACAUGUCUGGUUUAAAUAUAAGUAUUAUGUUUUUAAACAUGUAAACAAACAAAAUACCAAAUAAGAUAUUAGGUAUUUUAUUUUGAAGAUUUUCAAUCUGAUCUCUAGUUAUUGACAACUUUAAAAUGACAAUACUGUCUUCUAUUAGUUCUACCAUUAAAGUGUAGCUGCUAAGUUAGAGGGUUUGCAACCUUUUUCAGCUUAAGACGUGACUGCUCUAAAAAAAUAAUUAUAAAGGUUAGGCAAGACACCAUUCAAGUUUAAUAUAAAAAAAUUGAACUGUUUCUGUGAGGGAAUUGUUAUGCAUAUUAGAUUAUUAGAUUAUAUUGAUUAAAAUGUAUUCAUUAUAUUAUAUUACGUCCAUCUAGUUUCUAGUUUAGCGAAAAUGCCCAUAAGUUAAGUUUUUAUUCUUUUGACACUUUUGCAAUGAAAUCUCACAGCUUUGAAAAUUUGUGUCACAACAGUUUGCCGAACUAGGUUAAAAUAUAAAUGAACAUUUCUUAACCGUAAAGUAAGUAAACCAGGAAAAAAAGUAGAGUAACGGUGCCACAACAUAACCACUGCUGACUCAAUUUCAUUACCCCCCCCCCCUCCGUACCGGGUACUUAACUCCACCCAGACUAUUGAAAAAUACCAAAGUAUUUUGUCGCAUAAAUUAAAUAAAAAUAAAUCUCCACUGGUCCACUGAAUGUAAAAUGUAUUACCUAAUGUAAAAUAUAUUACCUACCCAACCAUACCUUCUAAUAAAUCUUGGCUUAUCAAUGACAGUAAUUAUGGUAAUUAAUAGUAAUAAUAGGUGGGUUAACGCAUCGGCGUUGGGCAUGAU